GGACGCUAUCGCCGCGCGAACGCGCAGACGUCGUUCUGCUUAAUCCCGAGCGGUCGCGCGACAUCUACGCGGAGCUCUAUUCACCUUUAGCGUCAUCCGGAUUACUGCUGACAGGCUUGAAGCACGUUUCGCCGUUAAGAGCGCACUCGCUGGCCUUUGCUCUGUUAGAGAAAGGCUGUUCUCUCGAGGCUUUCCAUCGGAACGUCACUCCCGCACCUCUACACGCGACAUCUAGAGACCAUGCUGACGCGCUGAAAGUCAGAACCCCAGUCGAACUGAGGGCUGUGUUCGUCGAGCAGGUGAGAUCACACGUCUGCAGGAGCAAGAAGCAGGAGCCAAGGGCAGCGGGAGCAGGUCAGCGGGAGCGUGGAGGAGUGCGUGGAGGGAGGUGUUCGGCUGGACCAGAACACCGAGGGAACAGAAGGGCUGGAUGCCUCAGCAAUGGCCUCCAACUUCAACGACAUUGUCAAGCAAGGCUACGUCCGGAUGCGGAGCAGAAAGCUGGGGAUCUAUCGGCGCUGCUGGCUGGUGUUUAAGAAAUCUUCCAGCAAAGGACCUCGCCGUCUGGAGAAGUACCCUGAUGAGAAGGCAGCCUACAUUAGGGUCUGUCCUAAGGUGACAGAGAUCAGUAAUGUGAAAAAUGUGACCAGACUACCACGUGACACCAAGCGUCAAGCUGUAGCCAUCGUGUUCACUGAUGACACCUCCCGUACCUUCACCUGUGAAUCAGAGCUGGAGGCGGAGGAGUGGUUUAAGACUCUCUCAAUUGAGUGUCUGGGUACACGUCUGAAUGACAUCAGCUUGGGGGAGCCUGACCUGUUGGCUGCAGGAGUCCAGUGUGAGCACACGGAGCGCUUCAAUGUCUUCCUUCUCCCUUGUCCUAACCUGGACAUCUACGGAGAGUGCAUGAUGCAGAUCACCCACGAGAACAUCUACCUGUGGGAUGUCCACAAUCCUCGCACCAAGCUCGUCACCUGGCCCCUCUGCUCGCUCCGCCGCUACGGCCGCGACGCCACGCGCUUCACCUUCGAGGCCGGCAGAAUGUGUGACAGUGGUGAAGGCUUGUACACUUUCCAGACACGUGAGGGCGAGCAGAUCUACCAGAGGGUUCAUUCCUCCACACUGGCCAUUGCAGAGCAGCACAAGAAAGUCCUGAUGGAGUUAGAGAAGAACAGUAGGCUCUUGUCCAAAGACUCGGACGUGGGUUCCUUCCCAUGCACCCCCACCGCCAUCCUGCCACGCAGCGCCUUCUGGCACCACAUCACUGGAACGCAGGGGGGGAUGGACACCAACAAUGGCGAGUUCCCAGCUGCAGAGUCGGGGGUGGAGUCCGGCCUCUUCUCCACCCACCUUCCUCCGGAGCCCCACUCUGCUCUCCCGGUGGGCCACGGCCGCCAGCACCACCCGGCACCACGCCAGCACCACCCGGCUCCCUUCUCCACGUACCCCAGCCAGUGAAGGGCCUCGCGGACAAACUGUCCGGCUUCACCCUUGAAUCUUCCUCCAGACUGGACUCUGUCCCUGGCCUCCCCCUCGCCUCCCUCCCCCCGCUGGGGCGGGUCCGGGUCCGGGUCCAUGUCCGGGUCUGGGCCUCCAGGCAGAACCAGCUUUCUGCAAGCCAAUCCAGGCAGCUGAGGGCACGUCCUGAGAGGGACUGCACUUAGAAGUGUAGAACAUUUGGAUCGGAAAAGAUUUCUGAACACAAGUUCUUAAUGAUGCAAGGUUUCAUUCAUGUUGCAACAAGAACGGUCACCCAUAGAAACCAACAGAAAUGGCUGUUUUGUUUCUGUGGGGGCCAGUGCUUUAGUUUUAUAAUGCCUCUAGCACACGCACGGUCUCUCUCUGUCUGUAUUUUGGUGCAUGUUCCCUUUGAUUAUGCAGCAGUUUUGAGAUCAGUACAAGCUGCCAUUGGUGUAGUUUACUUGGAAUUACUACCAAGGAAGCAUAUAAGUAUAUAACUUAUAAAACUAGAGUAGAAUGGCUUCCACACCUCCUCCUGUCAGCUUUGAACUACAGUAUCAACACUGAAACUCUUGUGCCCAAAGGCUCUAAAACAGUGAGGAUGCUCAGUUUCCGGAGUCUCACUUUGAAAGGAUUCUGUGCGACGUCUGGGGAAGUGGGAGGAACUAGAGGGGGGGGGAAAGGACAUGGUGGCUUUCGUCAGGAACUCUGAAACAAAUGACUCAUCCUUCGUUCAAUUUACCUUGGUUUCUUUUGUCCCUGACUCCCAGUAGCGAAGCACCUUGAGGUAAAUUUCUACCCGUCUGUUUUCAGCAGAUUUCAGACUGACUGAGAAUUUUUUAAAGCAUGGAAACAAAUGGGAGAAAAAUGGUGAAAUGGGACAGUGAGAUGUUCAGUGUGUUGAACUCCCCCAUCGCCCGAAGGCUGUGACAGCCUGUGACUCCUACAGCUGGGACUCCUAAUGCUGUGAGUCCUUGUUUGUGCUGAUUGAAGCUGUUCACCUUGGGAAGGAGACCAGGCCCCCAGAUUGUCUGAAAGACCUUCGGAGGGUCAGAGAUGCACAUACACAGAAGCCACCUGUGGAUCAGGGACCUCAUAUAUAGGUGACAUCUCACGUUGUGUUUUUUGUAAACAAGUUAUGUAUUUACAUUAACCAGCAAAGCACAAAAUGAAAGACGUUUUACUUUAGUUACGUUUGUGGCUGAAAUAAUUCAUGUUGGCACUGUGAGAUGUAGAUGCUAAAACUGAUAUUGGCAUCAUGAAGUGUCAUUAUUGUUUUGGCACAUCACUUUUUGUCUGACACAGUGAUGUGGGAGAGAAGCGGUUGUGUCGUAAAGAUCUAUCUCCAUUAGCCUCCUGUCCAGUAUAACGUGAGGUAAAUCUCUGAUGCACAAGUGCACACCUGCACUGUUAGUUUAGGCCACUGUUAGCCCUUCUCCGCAUGUUCCUCCAUUGCUUUUGUAUGGAAGCACAUCAGGUAAAGAACUGAUUCUUGUAAGAAAAGACGAGGUUUGGUCACUCGGGUUUAAAAGGAACACUUGAAUCACUUUUGCAUAGUUGGAAGAUUUUCAGAAUAGGAGUUUGUUUAGGAGUCCAUACAAUUAAUUCCAUUCAGAAAUCCAUCUUCAAAGGUAACAUGUGCUUUGGGCAUACCUGUGUUACUUCACAGAGCCAUCCAGAUCAUUGCUGGUUUGCUAACACACUCACUUUGGGAAUCCUGUGGACCAGGAGACACGAGGAACUGAGGAACUGCUUAAAUCUUCACAGUUUAGGCUGGUGCCAUUUAGUAUGUUGAGAUGCACUGACUGGGAUGGUUUUAUGUCUAACGCUUAUUUAAUGCUGGAAACCAUAAAAUUGCAUGAAUACAAACACACACACACACAGAUUGUAUAUUAUUUAUGUCAAACAAAAGAAGGGCUAAAUUUACAUGUUCACAUGCACCCGUUUCUUCUCAAUUUUGCUCUUUGUGUAAUUUUGUCAUGCCACUAAGACCAUGUAUAUAAAACACUUUAUUUCAUAUGAGGUGAUUGUGUGUCUCUUGGGAAGCCACUUUGUGCUCGAAUGUAUGUUUGGUUAGAUGACAAAUGCAAGAGCAGAGCAAACUGGUGGAGAGUCCAACAGUCCAAAUGUGUAUGUAGGUCACUUUCCUUAAAGAAAAAACCCCUUAAAAUAGUUGUUUUGUUCUGUGGGAAAUGAAUGGACUUAACAACAUAAUCUGUAGCCCUUGAAAGUCUUUCUAUUGUAGAGUGUGCAUGUUGUGUCCAGUAGUUUGUAUCCUCUACACCCAUGUUAAUGACAUUAGAGAGGACCCACCCCAGCUCUCCAGAAGGGACCCCCCCGCUCCCCUCAUCCUCACUUAGCACUCUGGUCUUUUUGCUGUUAUAUUUGCUUUUCUCUGUUCAGCUGAAAAUAAGAUUAGGAUGGUAUCUAAGAUGAGCUCCUAACGUCACACUACAGCAUGCGCACGAACACGAGAGGGUGAAUGUUAGGCACGAGUGCACACUGCACAUGCUCGCUGAGUAAUCGAAGGAUGUCUCAUGAGUCCAGCCAUGUAAACUAGAGGACAAACACAUGCCAGGCUAGGACUUCACCUCAAGAGCAAAGCAGCCAUUAGUGUGUAGAAGAGAACUGAGUGUGUGCUUUUCUCUGCCAUUAGUAGCUACUGACUCAGCUCUGCACCCACCCACUGGGAAGUGAACGUCCAGCUUCACGUCCUCCAGGAUCUUUUCAUCUGGCUGUUCUUCUUUGUUUUAAUGCUGUUUUACAAUCUUCUCACAGAUGUCAUGCACAAGGUGCCAUGUUCUCUUUUAAAGAUGUUAAUAUAUUCAGUAGGGAUUAUAUAUGCAGUACCAGUCAUGACUGAAACACUGAAGAUCCACAGCAAACAAUCUUCAAACAAUGAAACAUCUUAUUUGCACAGCAUGUAGAGUUGAGAUCAUGUGCGCUUAAAUUGGUGAAUUGUGCCAUAAAAAGUCAAUCAACAUGAACCCAUGAGACAAACCUGUGUCUCUUUGCUAUUGAGCACUUAAGUACUGAAACGUCAGGAAGUGAAGUUUGACCAUUAAACCAGGGCCAGACAGUUACAGUCUUUAGGUGUAGCUCUCCUGUGUCUCCCUACGUGAAGUUUUAGCUGGUGUCUUGCUUGUUACUUGUUAAUGACUCACAAUAGAUUGUUUUGUAACUGAGGGUCACAAAGAGCUCACUAACAGCCAAUAAUAACCAGUAGAAUCGUCUCUGGGUCAGACAUGUACAGAAAUGUUGUUGACGAUUUCCAUUCUGAAUGUUAACUCUGAAACGUUUUUCCUGAGUUAAAGUUUCAAGCAGGGAAAGCCCGAGAGUGAGCCUGUCCGGACUCACACCAGAGCAUGCUGUUGGGAACGCUGUCGCAUGACUACAGCUAACUAAACCCCAUACGUGUCAUGUGAUGUUUGUGGCAUAACAUUUUGCAUUUUUUACAAUAAAGUAUGUUUUUAUA
This is a messenger RNA of Electrophorus electricus (electric eel), 4936 nucleotides long. It is a transcript of the gene dok4, whose product is annotated as docking protein 4. The record is from RefSeq and is a predicted model, not a curated record. Lineage: Eukaryota; Metazoa; Chordata; Actinopteri; Gymnotiformes; Gymnotidae. Gene Ontology annotation, cellular component: cytoplasm. Gene Ontology annotation, biological process: cell surface receptor protein tyrosine kinase signaling pathway.